AUGGUGCUGGUGGGGAUCCCGUGGGUGUUCUGGAUCACGACGUGCCUGUGGAGGGCGGCUUCCGCGAGGGCAGCCGCUCGAGAUGGCGGCGCCGACUGGGCACCGGGGAGGCCCGCCGCACCGGUCACCCGCGUCGCGGGCGGCGCCGCCCUCGAGGAGUCCGCGGUUGAAUCUCCCGGUGGGCUGCGGAGGGUGCGGUUUAGCGCCGCCACCCUGAUGGGUGAUCCUCUGGCCGGUGGGUGCUCUUCGGACACAUCUGAGGGGGACGUGGUGGCGGCUUCUGCGCACCCACCAGCUCCCAACCGGCCGCGCGCAGCCGGCCACGAGGGUUCAUCACUUAGUUCUCCUGACAGCAAAUCACCUCCAUUCACAACUUAG
Molecule: messenger RNA, 378 nt
Organism: Spirodela intermedia
Lineage: Eukaryota; Viridiplantae; Streptophyta; Magnoliopsida; Alismatales; Araceae
Source: the annotation of a GenBank genome assembly